GGAUGCCGAGGAGCGCGGCUUUCCUCUCCGGUUGCGUUUAUCCGCCGUGUUUUCCUUCCGAUUCCGUGUCAUCCCAACCCUCCUGGGGGAUGCUCCGGCCGAGCCAUCGGCGUUGACGGAACGUUUCUGCCGCAGGUUACGUGCUUCCCGGGUGCUGCUGGUGGGGAUGAAGGGUCUGGGAGCAGAAGUGGCCAAGAAUCUCAUCCUGGCGGGAGUCAAAGGGUUAACCAUGCUGGACCAUCAGCAGGUUUCCCAGGAGGACACACGGGCCCAGUUCCUCAUCCCGGCGGGAUCCUUGGGCGAAGCGUCGCUGGAACGGGCGCAGAACCUCAAUCCCAUGGUGGAUGUCAAAGCCGAUCCGGAGAGCGCCGAGAGCAAACCCGAGGAAUUCUUCACCCAGUUUGACGCG
This is a messenger RNA of Tauraco erythrolophus (red-crested turaco), 409 nucleotides long. The record is from RefSeq and is a predicted model, not a curated record. NCBI's taxonomy places the organism in Eukaryota, Metazoa, Chordata, Aves, Musophagiformes, Musophagidae.